GGGGCGAAGGAGACCCAGACAUCCUUUGAGGAGGCACAGACAGCAGAGUGGCCUGGAGCAGCAUGGAGCAGAGCUGGGGACCAGGGCUACUCAUCAUAGGCCUGGUGGUCUUCAUAGAGGGUGUUCAAGCAGCUCAGCAUGCUUGUGGGCAGCGUGGCCCUGGCCCCCCUGAGCCCCAAGAAGGCAUCACGGUGCCUGGUGAGUGGCCAUGGCAGGCCAGUGUGAGGAGGCAGGGGGUCCACAUCUGUAGCGGCUCCCUGGUGGCAGACACCUGGGUCCUCACUGCUGCCCACUGCUUUGAAAAGGCGGCGAUGACAGAACUGAAAUCCUGGUCAGUUGUCCUGGGUUCGCUGCAGCGUGAAGGGCUGAGUCCAGGAGCUGAGGAGGUGGGGGUGACAGCUCUGCAGCUGCCCAGGGCCUACAAUCACUAUAGCCAGGGCUCAGACUUGGCCCUGCUACGGCUGGCCCGCCCUGCAGCGCACAUGCCCCUCUGCUUGCCCCAACCCGCCCAUCACUUCCCCUUUGGGACUGCUUGCUGGGCCACUGGCUGGGGUCAGGACACCAAUGAUGCUCCCGGGACCCUUCGGAACCUGCGCCUUCAUCUAAUCAGCCGCCCCACGUGUAACUGUCUCUACAAUCGGCUGCACCAGCGGCUGCUGGCCAGCCCAGCUCGGCCUGGGAUGCUGUGUGGGGGUGCCCAGCCGGGGGUGCAGGGGCCCUGUCAGGGAGACUCCGGAGGCCCAGUGCUGUGCCGAGAGCCCAGUGGACACUGGGUUCAAGCUGGAAUCAUCAGCUUUGCAUCGAGCUGUGCCCAGGAAGACACUCCGGUGCUGCUGACUGACACAGCUGCUCACAGCUCCUGGCUGCAGGCUCGAGCUGAGGGGGCAGCUUUCCUGGCCCAGAACCCAAAGACCCAGGAGAUCAGUGAUGAGGACAGCUGUGUAGCCUGCGGAUCUCUGAAGGGAGGGGGUCCCCAGACCGGAGUCCCCUCCCCAUGGCCCUGGGAUGCCAGGCUGAAAUAUCAGGGAAAGCUGGCCUGUGGCGGAGUCCUGGUGUCAGAGGAGGUAGUGCUGACUGCGGCCCACUGCUUCAUCGGGCGCCAGACGCCAGAGGAAUGGAGUGUAGGGCUAGGGGCCGGAGCAGAGGAGCGAAGCCUGAAGCAACUCAUCCUCCAUGGAGCUUACACUCACCCAGAGGGGGGCUACGACAUGGCCCUCCUGCUCCUGGCCCAGCCCGUGACACUGGGCCCCAACUUAAGACCCCUUUGCCUGCCCUACGCUGACCACCAGCUGCCUGAUGGGGAACGUGGCUGGGUCCUGGGGCUGGUCCGCCAAGGAGCAGGCACUAGGUCCCCGCAGACAGUGCCUGUGACCCUCUUGGGGCCCAAGGCCUGCAGCAGGCUUCACACAGGCCUUGGGAACAGCAGCAUCCCCAUUCUGCCAGGGAUGGUGUGUACCAGUGUCGUGGGUGAGCCUCCCCACUGUGAGGGUCUGUCUGGGGCACCACUGGUGCACGAGGUGAGAGGCACGUGGUUCCUGGCUGGGCUACACAGCUUCGGAGAUGCCUGCCAGGGCCCAGGCCGGCCUGCAGUCUUCACGGCACUCGCCCCCUAUGAGAGCUGGAUCAGCAGUCUGGAUUGGCAGGUCUACUUCUCUGAGGAGCCGGAGCCGGAGCCGGAGGCAGAGGCCGAGAUGGGAAGCUGCCCUGCCAACACGAGUAUGUGGCCCUGGACCCCCUGUCAGUACUUCCAGGUCCUUCUCUCAUGCUAG
Talpa occidentalis (Iberian mole) is the source of this 1769-nucleotide messenger RNA. RefSeq names its product serine protease 53 (gene PRSS53). The record is from RefSeq and is a predicted model, not a curated record. Gene Ontology annotation, molecular function: serine-type endopeptidase activity. Gene Ontology annotation, biological process: proteolysis. Lineage: Eukaryota; Metazoa; Chordata; Mammalia; Eulipotyphla; Talpidae. The transcript has 10 exons. The coding region runs from base 63 to 1769 and encodes 568 amino acids.